AUGGCAGCUCAUGUAGACCAUGUGGUUAGUCGCGCAGAGAAAAAAGCCGUUGCAAUAAUGAAACUUAUGCCAAAUAUUAGAGGCCCCGGAGACACCACAAGAAGGAUAUAUGCAAUGGUAGCCAAAGCGGUAAUCAUGUACGCAGCCCCUGUAUGGAUGAAAGUGUGGAAAACAACAAUCUACAAAGAAAAACUGGAAAGGCUAAAUCGACGUUUAGCCAUAAGGGUAGCCAGGGCAUACAGAACGAAAGGUAAAAGCAAGGAAACGAGCAGAAGAGACCUACUAGCAAAUUGGCAAGCGAGGUGGAACGAAGAAAGGUGUUGGACAAAAGAGUUGAUAAAGAAUAUUGAGCCUUGGAUAAACAGAGGACAUGGAGAGCUAAAUUACAAUCUGUGCAUGGUGUUAACUGUACAUGGAACCUUUAAUACAUACAGAAAAAGAAUAAAAAAAGAUGAAACAGGAAAGAAGGGUAGAGCUAAACACGAAAAUAAAGGAGAGUAUCACGAAAGAAAAUAUGACAAAUAUGAUGAUAAAGAAUGA
Zophobas morio is the source of this 540-nucleotide messenger RNA. RefSeq lists its product as uncharacterized. The coding region runs from base 1 to 540 and encodes 179 amino acids. The transcript has 3 exons. The record is from RefSeq and is a predicted model, not a curated record. Lineage: Eukaryota; Metazoa; Arthropoda; Insecta; Coleoptera; Tenebrionidae.